GCUUGAAUCGUUGCGAGGAAAAAGCAGGUAGUUUUCAUAUGUCUAGAUGUCAACAAGCUGUAAUAAUUGAAUUGGAUGAAGACUAUUUGGCCCAGUGUACUCAUUGCCGAUAUGCCUUUUGUAAAAAAUGCAGCGAAACAUUUCACUCCCAAACAAUGUGUCCCAAAGACUAGAUAAUUGAACAAUUAAAACGAAAAAAACAGGAACAAUUAGACCGUGUACGAGAACAGCAUGUUCAACAAGAGGCAAAACAAGCUCAAGCAGCUUCGCGGAAAGUAAUGACCGUCCCAGCUAAAAAGCCUCAAAAAUAUCUCGAACUCUCAUUGACACAAGCUGAAGAAGAUUUGUUACUACAAGAAAUAUUGACAGCCGAGCGAAUGGACCUUCUCAAUACUCAACCGUGUCCUGGAUGUCAUGUCCGUAUUGAGAAAAAUGGCGGUUGUACACACAUGCACUGCUCGAGAUGUGAUCUUCAUUUUACGUGGAAUACUAGUUUACAAAUAAUGCAACCGAGAGGAGGUGUUUUCCGCACGAAAUCAACAACAGACUUUCUCGAAACUGAUACAAUUAAGCAGCAAUUAGAACAUCGACCAGUGUUAAAAGUUGAUGAGUCUUCUGCAGCAGCUGAAGAGCAAGAGGAAUCUAAAUUUGUUAUUAAUAAUCAGACGGUUGUUGGUGCAAUCAUGUUUAAUCGAAUGAGAAAAUGCCCGAGUAAAAUUUGCAAAAAUAUUAAUGUUAAAAUAGGCCACGAUAAUUGGGGUGAAUGUAGUGCAUACUCAAGACAAUUUUGUUUUCUAUGUGGCAAACAGGUGAAUGGCCAACGACAUUUUGAGAAGAACUGUCAGCGUUAUAUGCCUAUUCAGUAA
Messenger RNA from Didymodactylos carnosus, 866 nucleotides. The record is from the annotation of a GenBank genome assembly. Lineage: Eukaryota; Metazoa; Rotifera; Eurotatoria; Philodinida; Philodinidae.